Messenger RNA from Anopheles funestus (African malaria mosquito), 1257 nucleotides. RefSeq lists its product as uncharacterized. Bases 46 to 531 code for a protein of 161 amino acids. The transcript is spliced from 4 exons. The record is from RefSeq and is a predicted model, not a curated record. Gene Ontology annotation, cellular component: mitochondrion. Lineage: Eukaryota; Metazoa; Arthropoda; Insecta; Diptera; Culicidae.
ACAAUUCGAAACUAUCAAAGCAGGCAUGUUAAGCAUUUUACAAUCAUGGCGACCUUGUUGAAAAUUACUCGCUCCGUGCAUUUUUAUCGUAAAUUCCACUGUAAAAUUGAGGAUACCUACCCACUGGAUGCGUCCAUCCGAAACAAACCCAAAGUAAGCAAACCGGCCGACUACGAAAUGAUGCCCGGAAUGUCGCCGAAAGUAUUCCGUGAGACGGAAUACGAUAAUCAACUAGGACCAAUUCCGGUAUUGGGGAACGAGGCGAAGAACUUUACCUACAAGAAUCCGGAAUAUUUCUCGUACCACAAUUAUUCGUUUUACGACAUCGGCCGUGCGAUAGGGUGUGCCUAUCGGGAACAACCGAGUGCACUACCGAAACGCAGCAAACGGUUCCGGGCGCCUUGGCAGCAUGAGGAACACAUUCAGUACGAUGCAGCAAUUCCGGUGACGCUAAGUUGCUUGCACUGUGAGGUGGAGAAAGAAUUGGACGAAAGGGUGGUACAAAGUACGGAACAAAAUUCAAAAUGUUGAACAACAUGCAAACGAAAAAGUUCACACAACGAUCAGCAACCAAGAGGUGGACAGCUGGUAGGAUAAAGAUACGAGAGAAGCUAAUUACCUAUUUUGAACAAGGUUGGCAGCGGUCAGCAAUGGAAUUGGCGCACUUGUUGGUCUAUUGUCUAUUUCCAUCCAAAUUAGACGUGUGACACCAUUUUUAUCUUCAACACGACAAGGUUGUGGGAAUAGUUGACCACAACUGGUAACAAGACCCAAGCUUUGUCCUCGUACUCUUGAACCCCACGAACAAGAUCAUAUGGAAUAUGUUUCUUACUCUAAAAAUUUGCAUGUUACUUUUCUAGCUGGAAACGGCCAUUUUUCGGCACCAAGAUAAAUAUCAUUUGUGGUGCUAAAACUCGUACCACCCCUGCUUAAGCGACGUUACUAGCAAUUAGCCACUCUGUUUAUUGAGGUUGGAGGGCGAAAAAACGGAAAAAAACAAAUGUUGAAUAGGGAAUUUUUGGUUUUUCUUUAUGGAAACAAAACGUCCGAUUCAUAACGUCUCGUGUACGAGUGCCAAGAUACAAUUGAGCCAUGACUCAAUUGUCAUACUUUAUGGAUCUGGAAAGACAAUUCGGCAGAUAGCUUGUGUUAGUGUUGCAACCAUACAUAUUUUUUAAACAAAAAUUGUAUAAUUUAUUUUCGCCUCAAUUUGCGCUUAAUAUUUUAUUUAAUAAACACUUAGCAUAAUGCAUUAAA